Molecule: messenger RNA, 563 nt
Organism: Rhipicephalus microplus (southern cattle tick)
Lineage: Eukaryota; Metazoa; Arthropoda; Arachnida; Ixodida; Ixodidae
Gene: ND-23
Product: NADH dehydrogenase (ubiquinone) 23 kDa subunit
Biological process (GO): mitochondrial respiratory chain complex I assembly; mitochondrial electron transport, NADH to ubiquinone
Cellular component (GO): membrane; respiratory chain complex I
Molecular function (GO): NADH dehydrogenase activity; 4 iron, 4 sulfur cluster binding
Source: RefSeq, a predicted model, not a curated record
AUAUUGUCCGCACCAGGUCUGGCCAUCACAAUAGGCACACUUUUCAAAGAGCCAGCCACCAUCAACUACCCGUUUGAAAAAGGCCCCCUGAGUCCUCGAUUUAGAGGGGAGCACGCCCUGCGCCGCUACCCAUCAGGAGAAGAGCGUUGCAUCGCCUGCAAGCUGUGUGAGGCCAUCUGCCCGGCACAGGCCAUCACCAUUGAGGCUGAAGAGCGAGCGGAUGGAAGCCGACGUACGACCCGUUACGACAUCGACAUGACUAAGUGCAUCUACUGCGGUUUCUGCCAGGAGGCAUGUCCUGUUGACGCCAUUGUUGAAGGCCCCAACUUUGAGUACACAACGGAAACGCACGAGGAGCUCCUGUACAACAAGGAAAAACUUCUUAACAACGGUGACAAGUGGGAGCCAGAGCUUGCUGCCAACAUUCAAGCGGACUACUUGUACCGAUAAACAGUCAUCGACACAUGGACUGCUCCCGUGUUCGUGCAAAGCCCUUCUCCUUGUAGGAAUGUACAUAAGUGGACGUCUAUUAAAUAAUUAGGCUUCGUGGUUUCGCCUCAUGA